AUGUGCCUGCUGGGCCCCUCCGGGGGCUGCUGCCUCCCGGUGGUGACUCCUGUCGCCUUUUGCCCCCGGGGUGGGAGCCCCACCUCUGGGCUCUGCUUGCCCAGCAGCUGCCAAGGGAACCUCUGGCUCCUGGAGUACCGCCCGGACCCCGAGGGCGACAGGGCGCCCAGCUGCCGGCCGGGGACCUGCACCGCGGGGGGAGCCCCGUGGAGCUGCCGUGAGCCCUGCGACCCUGCAGCAGCGGUGGGGACAACGCGAGGUGCAUGCGGCGCAGCCAGCGGGGGGCCCCGCCACGGCCCACGGGCUCAGACCGCUGUGGGGCGCACGACCCGGGUCGGCGCACCGAUUCCCCGCGCCCCCACGGCGCGCCGGACCCUCACCGACGGCCCCCAGGGCCUCGGGCGACGCAGCACCGCGCCCAGGAGUUCCCGGCCGCUGCCCCACUGCAGACCCAGCAGCCUGGGGUGCAGGGGCUACCAAACUUGGGGCUUCACUCCUGGCGGCUUCUCGCCGUCCUACUGUGCGGCCAGCGGCUGCCAGUCCCCAAACUACUGGGUGAGACACCGGCCCCUGAGCUGCACGUCGCCGCGCUACCUGCCCAGCAGCCUCGGCGGCUGCCUGAGCUCCGUGCCCAACUCCUUCCCUCCCCUGAGGUACCUGCGCCCUGGCUGCUACUGA
This is a messenger RNA of Phyllostomus hastatus (greater spear-nosed bat), 678 nucleotides long. RefSeq names its product keratin-associated protein 24-1. The transcript has a single exon. NCBI's taxonomy places the organism in Eukaryota, Metazoa, Chordata, Mammalia, Chiroptera, Phyllostomidae. The coding region runs from base 1 to 678 and encodes 225 amino acids. The record is from RefSeq and is a predicted model, not a curated record.